Nematocida ausubeli is the source of this 660-nucleotide messenger RNA. RefSeq lists its product as uncharacterized. The transcript has a single exon. The record is from RefSeq and is a predicted model, not a curated record. The coding region runs from base 1 to 660 and encodes 219 amino acids. Lineage: Eukaryota; Fungi; Microsporidia.
AUGUAUAAACUAGAAAAACUUUCUGCAUUCUGGGUUUUGGCAAUUGCAAUGCUGAGAUACUCUAGCUCCAUAGAAGCAUCAUAUAUUUCAGAGAGAAGGAUGGAUCUAAUGGAGAGCAGAAUAGGAGAUCCAAAAUUGUUUGUAUUUAACACAACAGGAUAUUUGUACAACAUAGGAUUGAGGCAGUAUAUGGGGGCAGAUGACUAUAUUGACACCACAGGAUUUGUGUCCCUCCGAAUGUUUACAGACCCGAAAAAAGCCAUUUCAUUUAGUCUAAACAAGGUGCACGCCAAAAAAGAUGGAAGAGUAAUAACCAGGCUUACUACAUCAGACAAAAAACUCCCCAGCACAAAGAAUGGAAUAAAGAAGUUUUUUGUACAGCACAGCACAUCAAAUGGUUACUAUGCAAAUCUAACCCCGGAAGACAAUGCUGAAGCUUCUGAGCAGGGAAUAGCUAUAGAAGUGGUUAUGGCGGUAAGGUAUCUUGCUAUGCAGAUACAGCUGGAGAAAAACAAGUGCAUGAGUGGGUCAAAGGAUACUAGUGUAAUUGCACAUGAAUGCGAGAAAUUUUAUAAAGAAAACAAGGACUACAAAAAGGAUCUCUGGCUAUGGAUCCCAGAAAAUGACUUUAAAGGCCCACUAUCUGUAACAAAUGGGUAA